This is a messenger RNA of Yamadazyma jaroonii, 1713 nucleotides long. Lineage: Eukaryota; Fungi; Ascomycota; Pichiomycetes; Serinales; Debaryomycetaceae. The record is from the annotation of a GenBank genome assembly.
AUGUCCCAAAUUAUAAGAUCACCAUCUUCGAGUUCGGGACCUUCAAGUUCUUCACCUAUCAAGAACGACAGCCUAAAACCAAGAAAAAGGUUUACUUCACCCAAAGAAAAGACAGACAAAAUGGGAAUUUCUCCUAAUAAAAGAUUGCAUUUGAAAAACAUGAGUCCCAAUGUUACCAAUAAGACUAUAUAUAUAAAUUUUACUCCUAAACCUGAAGACAAACUUAUCAAGAGACCGACUUUGAAUCGUCCUAUUUCCAAUAAAAGAUCUAAAAGUUCCAUCAUCAGCAAGAAACCCACUUUGACAUUAUCACCUAGCAAAUUAUCUUUAAGAAGAACUAAUUCUUUUAAUGAUAAUGCUUUGAAUAAUAAUAACGGGAAUCCUACUGAUAGAUUCAUCCCAUCAAGGCAUAAUUCCAUAACAGGAAAAUUACAAAUUAAUAAUAACGAUCCUCAUCCAAAUGCAUCUCCCCAAACACACAUUAAAUAUCAAACGUCCAAAAUCUAUCAGAAACAUGUAGCUGAAGCUUGUGGUUUAGAAAUGAAUUCUAGAAUCUUACAAUUUCAACCUUUACCACCAGACAGAAAAAAACCUAUUGAUUUAUUUACGGCAAACUUGUCAACGAAUUCAAAUAAAUCUUUGAGACCUUCGGUGGCUUUUGCCAGAGCCAAAAAAAUUCCUACAGCCCCAGAAAGAGUGUUAGAUGCUCCAGGUUUAAUUGAUGAUUUUUAUCUUAAUUUAUUGGCUUGGUCAUCGACGAACUUAUUAGCAAUUGGUUUACAGGAUACCGUUUAUGUAUGGAAUGCCUCAACUGGAUCAGUAGGAUUAUUGUGUGAAUUACCUAACAAAACAUUGGUCACUUCUUUGAAAUGGUCAGAUGAUGGCUCAUAUAUUUCUGUAGGUAAAGAUGAUGGGUUCAUUGAAAUUUGGGACAUUGAAACCAAUACUAAAUUAAGAACUUUGAAUUGUGAUAAUCAUUUGACCAGAAUUGCCAGUCAAGCUUGGAAUCAACAUAUCUUAACUAGUGGUUCAAGAAUUGGUAACUUGUACCAUUCAGACGUAAGAGUUCCUCAACAUUUCAAUAAUAAAUUUGAAAAUGUUCAUUCAGCAGAAAUAUGUGGUAUUGAAUAUAAACCUGAUGGUCAACAAUUUGCUACUGGAGGUAAUGAUAAUCUUGUGUGUAUCUGGGAUGUCAGACAAUCCGUAGUUAACCAUCAACCUUUAUUCACCAAACAUACCCACAAGGCUGCUGUGAAAGCUUUGAAAUACAGUCCUUUCCAAAACAAUUUGUUAGUAACAGGAGGUGGUUCAAGUGAUAAAACCAUCAAUUUCUGGAAUACAUCAACAGGAUCAAGAAUCAACUCAAUUGAAACUGAAUCGCAAAUCAGUUCUUUGAAUUGGGGGUAUUCUUCAGGAACUGGUAUCGAAAUUGUCGCUACCCAUGGAAUGCCUAAUAACAAUAUAUCAUUAUUCAAUUAUCAAACUUUACAAAAGACUGGAGAAAUCAUCCAGAGUCAUGAUUCAAGAAUCUUAAACGGUUGCUUGAGUCCUGAUAGUUUAACUUUAGCUACAGUUGCUGCCGACGAAAAUUUGAAAUUUUGGUCUAUCUUUGAUUUACCAAAAUCAAACAAAUCUAUAGAGAAUUUAUCUACUGAUGAUCCUAAUUUUAGUGAUGACAUCAAAAAGAUGAAGAAAUUAAUGAAUUUACGUUAA